AUUGAUUUUUUGUUUCCAAAGACUCUGAACUUCUAAGAAGCUCUAAAACCUCAGCGAAGAAGAAAAGGAGAAACAAUGGAAGCACCGAAGCCGAUUCAACACGAAAUCGGAGGGAUUCAGAAGGACUCGCUCCGAUUUGGUCUCAACGGCGUCAAGAGUGACCUUGUUGGAUCUCAUCCUCUCGAAAUCGCAUAUGAAUCUGCAAGGAAGAAUGAACAGGAGAUGAAGAGGAGAAUCUUAGCUACCACCUAUGGAAGUGCAUUCCCAUUGAAAAUGGAUAUGGAUAGGCAAAUUGUUGCACGCUUUCAAAGGCCUCCAGGCACAAUCCCUUCUUCCAUGUUAGGUCUGGAAGCCAUGACAGGAGACUUGGAUAGCUUUGGAUUGGAGGAUAAAUAUUUAUACUUGAAUGGUCCACAACAAUCAGAGACUUUCAGGCCUCCAAACAUGCACCAUGGCAUGGAAGUACAACUAGGCAUCUCCAGGGGACCAGUCUGCCCAUGCUUUAUCUGAUUUCCACCACUAAUUGAACUCCUUGGAUGCAUUGGAAGGAAAUGUUUUACACCGUCCUACUGUUGCUGGAUUUUUAUUUUAUUUUAUUUUAUAGCUCCGCUACCGUAGCUCAUUUCCGAGUUCAGACCCUUCUCUUCUGCCUUGUUCUCUGUGAAAAUGAUAUUUCAUACGAUUAUGGCUACUGCUGCUAUUGAUAUUCAGAGAAUUUCCUUUUGUAAAAGUGUCGUACACUUUGAACUUCGAAAAUUUUCGGAUUACACAAUUCUAACUCAUGGAUAAAAGUGGGGUUUCUUU
This is a messenger RNA of Rubroshorea leprosula, 804 nucleotides long. Lineage: Eukaryota; Viridiplantae; Streptophyta; Magnoliopsida; Malvales; Dipterocarpaceae. The record is from the annotation of a GenBank genome assembly.